GUUACAGUCCGUGGUGGGCGGAGUAGACGCGAGGAUGUUGAGUUUGUGACGACAAGCAACGUGAAUGAAAAAAAUGACGAAAUAUUUGUGAUUGGGACAAGUAGCGGUCGCGAAUUAAUACGGCACUGCGCAAAAAGCCAUAUCAUUUUAAGCUCAGCCAGCUGGCCGCCCACCCCGUGUGACCUCUGGAAAGGCUUGUUACGAGCACUAUGGGGAACACAAGCAGUGAGAGGGCCGGCAUGGGCCAGGAAAAGGCCCAUAGAAGGGAUAGUCGAGGAACCAAGGAAGGAGACCGGCCUAAAAUCCUAAUGGACAGCCCGGAGGAUGCUGAUAUUUUUCACGGGGAGGACAUCAAAGCACCUUUAGUAAAAGAGGAAUUCAUUGACUGGAGACCAGACCUGGAGACCAGUGAGAAGGUUCCUGCUUUAGAUCGACCCACUGUAUUUCGGUGGACUGGAGCAGGGAAGGAAGUCUAUAUUUCUGGCUCUUUUAAUAAUUGGACCAACAAGAUUCCUUUGAUAAGGAGUCAAAACAACUUUGUGGCGAUUGUGGAUUUGCCUGAGGGUGAGCACCAGUAUAAAUUCUACGUUGAUGGACAGUGGACACAUGACCCAACAGAGCCUGUGGUGACCAAUCAGCUCGGCACGGUCAACAACGUCAUCCAGGUGAAGAAGACAGACUUUGAGGUGUUUGAUGCACUCAUGGUGGAUUCACAGAAGUGCUCUGACAUGUCAGACCUGUCCAGCUCUCCUCCUGGGCCAUACCAUCAGGAUGCUUACGUACCCAAACAGGAGGAGAAGUUCAAAUCUCCACCCAUUCUACCCCCUCAUCUCCUACAGGUCAUCCUCAAUAAGGACACAGGCAUCUCGUGUGAUCCAGCUUUGCUUCCUGAACCCAAUCACGUCAUGCUUAAUCACCUGUACGCUCUGUCCAUUAAGGAUGGCGUAAUGGUUCUCAGCGCCACACACCGGUAUAAGAAGAAAUAUGUCACAACCCUGCUGUACAAGCCUAUCUGAGAAACAUGCCAUUUCAAAACUCAACUUACAUGACCUCUGUCUAGCUUAGCUGUUUUAUAUAGUAUGUAUUAAUGUAAAUAGGGAUGUACAGAGAUGCACUUUAGAGGUAAAUCCCACCUUAAUGAGUAUAAACUAAACAGAAACAUAGAAAUAGCUUAGAUUUACAAGACAGUUAAGCACAUAUCUACUCUUUUUAGAGGUUGGUACACUAUUUAGACUCACUGUUCAGUGGGACUGGGCCAAACUGACUGAAUCUAAACCUGUAUAGAGGUGUGUUCUUGAAUGUGAAAGAAAUUGUGUAAAUAAAGUGUGACAUGUUUAUUAGUUUGUUUAAUUAAAAUAAUUAUGUGUGUGUGGAUAAAUAUUAAUAUAUUAAUAAGAAGCAUAAUGAGAAAAAUGCCAGUUUUCAGCAGUUUGUGUUAGGAGCCAAAUAUAUAAAAAGGGUUUAAGAAACUGCGUUUUACUUGAGAAACUAAUUUCACUUUUUUUAUUUUGUGAAAAAAGUAGAUUUUUUAAAUCCGUUGUUUUAUUAAGUUUUAUUUUCUGCAUUUUUAUUAGAACAGCACUAAAUAAACAUUGCAAAUGUCUUGACUUGAUGUAACUCUUAAUCUCUGUUGUUCUUUGAAAUUAAAUAUCACUUUGAAUAAAUGAUUGACCCAA
Labeo rohita (rohu) is the source of this 1676-nucleotide messenger RNA. It is a transcript of the gene prkab1a, whose product is annotated as protein kinase, AMP-activated, beta 1 non-catalytic subunit, a. Gene Ontology annotation, cellular component: cytoplasm; nucleus; nucleotide-activated protein kinase complex. Bases 210 to 1016 code for a protein of 268 amino acids. Gene Ontology annotation, biological process: signal transduction. Gene Ontology annotation, molecular function: protein kinase binding. The record is from RefSeq and is a predicted model, not a curated record. Lineage: Eukaryota; Metazoa; Chordata; Actinopteri; Cypriniformes; Cyprinidae. The transcript has 8 exons.